This is a messenger RNA of Engraulis encrasicolus (European anchovy), 945 nucleotides long. Its product is annotated as protein jagunal homolog 1-B-like. Bases 312 to 860 code for a protein of 182 amino acids. The transcript is spliced from 3 exons. The record is from RefSeq and is a predicted model, not a curated record. Gene Ontology annotation, cellular component: endoplasmic reticulum membrane. NCBI's taxonomy places the organism in Eukaryota, Metazoa, Chordata, Actinopteri, Clupeiformes, Engraulidae. Gene Ontology annotation, biological process: vesicle-mediated transport; endoplasmic reticulum organization; granulocyte colony-stimulating factor signaling pathway.
CAGCCGUACAGCUCUCUCUUGAGUUCAGACGGGAGAAUGCCGGUGUAGCACAAUAUUUGUUUCAAUGUGUCUAUAACGUUUGCAUUGUAUAAGAUAUUCAAGUGUGGAAUGCAAUAGUUUUAGCUAAGACGUAAGCCACUGAGCUGAAACUGAUACUUACCACUGGAGAAGCUGCAGCUAUUAAACACAGGAAAUCCACCACACGGAACUUGUCAGAUCAACUAGCGAUUGCAAACUUUAUAUUGCAUUGGCAUUCGUCGUCCGUUUCAGAAGUUUCUGGCACUUGCAUCGAAUAGCAUUCUUCUGGUACCAUGGCCUCACGAGAAGGUCCUCGAGCUGCUGGAACAGAUGGGAGUGACUUUCAACAUAGAGAAAGAGUUGCAAAACACUACCAAAUGAGUGUGGCUCUGAAGUCGGAGAUCCGCAAGCUGAACAUCUUGCACGUGGUCAUCUGGCUGCUGGUCCUGGCCCAGGUGACGGUGAGCCAGCUGCACCUGGUCUCCCACAGCGUGGUGGCCAGCCCCUACCAAUGGGAGUACCCCUACCUGCUCAGCGUGCUGCCCACGGCGCUCAGCUUCGCGGCCAUGCCGCGCAACAACAUCAGCUACCUGGUCAUCUCCAUGAUCAGCGCGGGGCUCUUCUGCGUGGCGCCCAUCAUCUACGGCGGCAUGGAGAUGUUCCCCGUGGCGCAGCAGCUCUACCGCCACGGCAAGGCCCGCUUCAUCUUCGGCUUCUCAGACGUGUCUGUCAUGUACCUGGUGCUGGUCAUCGCCGUGCAGGUGCACGCCUGGCAGAUCUACUACAGCAAGCAGCUGCUGGACUCCUGGUUCACCUCCACGCAGGACAAGAAGAAGAAGUAGAAGGGAAGACGAGACGCGACGGGACUGCUAACUGGCUAUUCGUUGAUGCUCCUAUCGCACAGUGUGAUUAUUGCUCCGUUUGUCA